This is a messenger RNA of Rhinichthys klamathensis goyatoka, 2084 nucleotides long. RefSeq names its product zinc finger protein OZF-like. The transcript is spliced from 3 exons. Gene Ontology annotation, molecular function: DNA-binding transcription factor activity, RNA polymerase II-specific; RNA polymerase II cis-regulatory region sequence-specific DNA binding. NCBI's taxonomy places the organism in Eukaryota, Metazoa, Chordata, Actinopteri, Cypriniformes, Leuciscidae. Bases 43 to 1461 code for a protein of 472 amino acids. Gene Ontology annotation, biological process: regulation of transcription by RNA polymerase II. The record is from RefSeq and is a predicted model, not a curated record.
AGCGUCGAGUCUUCUGAGGCGAGGAGAGCAGUUCACGACCUGAUGGAAGAGAGCGAGGAGAGAGAAGAACUGAGUGAAGUGGAGGAGGAACAUCAUGUCCAACCUGGAGGAAAACCUUUGAGUCGCUCAAAGACUAAAAAGACAUUUUUAAAGAAAAGACGAGCCAAGAAAUCUUUCACCUGCACUCAGUGUGGAAACAGUUUAACAACCAAACAACAUCUUGAGCAUCACAUGAGGAUCCACACCGGAGAAAAGCCGUUCUCAUGUGAUCAGUGCGGGAAGAGAUUCAGUCAAUCAGCAAACCUUAAUCUUCACAUGAGAAUCCACACCGGAGAGAAGCCGUUCUCAUGUGAUCAGUGCGGGAAGAGAUUCAGUCAAUCAGCAAACCUUAAUGUUCACAUGAUGAUCCACACUGGAGAAAAGCUGUUCUCAUGUGAUCAAUGCGGAAAAACAUUUCUUAGGUCAUCAGAGCUGAAGACACACCUGACAGUUCAUACGAAGGAGAAGCCGCAUUCAUGUUCUGUGUGUGGAAAGAGUUUUUCACUGCUGCAAACUUUACAUAGACAUGAGAAAACUCACACUGGUGUGAGAGAGUACAUGUGCUUUGAGUGUGAGAAGACUUUUACUACAGCAGGCAAUUUAAAACUGCACCAGAGAAUUCACACUGGAGAAAAACCUUACAAGUGUUCACACUGUGAUGAGAGAUUCAGUAUGCCAUCAUCUGUGAAAACACACGAGAGGAUCCACACUGGAGAAAAACCUUACAUGUGUUUACACUGUGACAAGAGAUUCAGUCAGUCAUCAAAUCUGAAAACACAUGAGAGGAUCCACACUGGAGAGAAGCUGCACACUUGUGAUCAGUGCGGGAAGAGAUUCCUUGACUCAUCAUCCCUUAAAAAACACAUGAUAAUCCACACCGGAGAGAAGACGUUCUCAUGUGAUCAAUGCGGUAAAACAUUUUUUAGGGCAUCGAACCUGAAGGAACACCUGACAGUUCAUACGAAGGAGAAGCCGCAUUCAUGUUCUGUGUGUGGAAAGAGUUUUUCACUGCUGCAAUCUUUACACGGACAUCAGAAAAUUCAUACUGGUGUGAGAGAGUACAUGUGCUUUGAGUGUGAGAAGACUUUUACUAGAGCGGACAGUUUAAAAAAGCACCAGAGAAUUCACACUGGAGAAAAACCUUACAAGUGUUCACACUGCGACAAGAGAUUCAGUGUGUCAUCAUCUCUGAAAACACACGAGAGGAUCCACACUGGAGAAAAACCUCACAAGUGUUCACACUGUGACAAGAGAUUCAGUCGAUCAGCACAUCUGAAAACACAUAAGAGGAUCCACUGCAGAGAGAAGCUGCACACGUGUGAUCAGUGCGGGAAGAGUUUCUCUAUUAAAAGUCACCUGAAGCUACACAUGAAGAUCCACACAGUGGAGAAACCACGUAAACACAGUCUGAGAUCACGAUGAUAAGGAACAGACCACCACAGACACUAGAGAUCUUUUUCCUGUGGGACAUGAACAGCAGAGAGUUGAAGAUGCCAUGAGGAGGAACAGACCACCACAGACACUAGAGAUCUUGUUCCUGUGGGACAUGAACAGCAGAGAGUUGAAGAUGCCAUGAGGAGGAACAGACCACCACAGACACUAGAGAUCUUGUUCCUGUGGGACAUGAACAGCAGAGAGUUGAAGAUGCCAUGAGGAGGAACAGACCACCACAGACACUAGAGAUCUUGUUCCUGUGGGACAUGAACAGCAGAGAGUGGAAGAUGCCAUGAGGAGGAACAGACCACCACAGACACUAGAGAUCUUGUUCCUGUGGGACAUGAACAGCAGAGAGUUGAAGAUGCCAUGAGGAGGAACAGACCACCACAGACACUAGAGAUCUUGUUCCUGUGGGACAUGAACAGCAGAGAGUUGAAGAUGCCAUGAGGAGGAACAGACCACCACAUACACUAGAGAUCGUGUUGGGCUUGCCAAAGCCAACGAUGGACAUAAACCUUGCUCUAUGGACAGAGUUCCUGACAAGUGUGUCCACAUUGUUUUGCAUCUGACUAAGCCUACACCUGAUGGGAGUAGGUGUUCUGUGCAUC